GUUUUAUUUGUAAAUCAUCGCGAUGGAGUUACAACUUGUCUCUAUUCUUUUACUUGCAAUAACAACUGCUGUAAUUUCAACAUCAACUUCUAUACAGUCACCGGAUCAAUUCCACAAUUCACAACAGCCAUCAACUAAUAAUAGUAAUAAUAUUAAAAAUUUGGCACCUUAUUUAGUUAGUAUCAGAUUAAAUGAUGUCCAUAUAUGCAGCGGAAUAAUUAUUACCGAGUGGGACAUUUUAACAUCCGGACAGUGUGUCUAUUAUCCUUAUGCUUUACGCGGAUCAACUUAUCAGUUGGUUUCAAUUCACCUUGGAAGUACAAACCGGUACAGAAAUGGCUCAAUAUAUUAUGCUCAAUCUAUUAAAGUGUAUAGUUCAUUUUCAGCAAGACAUGGUCAAGUGCCAAACUAUGAUAUUGCAACAAUUCGUCUUUCGGAACGUAUUAUUUUUGAUGAGACUCGUGAUCGAGCUUGUGUAGGUGAAAGAAACACUUUGAAAUCAGCAAUGAUGGACAAGCAGGCGGUUGUCGCCGAGUGGAUUGACAACAAAAUCGAGACAUUGAAUAAUUUACAGUUAACUAAUUGGACUAUUAUUCCGGAUGAAGAGUGUAAUUAUCAUUAUUCAUCUAUGGGUCAAGUGACAAAUGGCGCUAAGAUUUGUGCAGUCAAUAUGGAUAGAGAUGGUGACGUAAAUAUGUGUCCUGGUGAUUUAGGGACUCCUCUGAUGGUCGAUGGUAAACUUUUUGGAUAUAAAUUGUGGCGAAAGGGUUGUGAUUCUCCCGAGUCACCGGUUGUUUUUCGAUAUAUUAUUCAUAAUCAAUAUUUAGAUUGGAUAAAAAGAAACAUUCGCGGAACUUUAUGCUAAUUUAGCUACAUACCCUAGUGGCAUUGCUUAAGACUUACCUUGCAGAGUUACAUAUAAAAGUUUCUAAAAAUGCUACUACGAAUAUUCCUGAUUAAAAAAAACAUUAUUCAAGACAAUUCAAUUUUAAUACU
Molecule: messenger RNA, 996 nt
Organism: Microplitis mediator
Lineage: Eukaryota; Metazoa; Arthropoda; Insecta; Hymenoptera; Braconidae
Product: trypsin-like
Exons: 2
Coding region: 23-865 (280 amino acids)
Biological process (GO): proteolysis
Molecular function (GO): serine-type endopeptidase activity
Source: RefSeq, a predicted model, not a curated record